Molecule: messenger RNA, 603 nt
Organism: Alternaria burnsii
Lineage: Eukaryota; Fungi; Ascomycota; Dothideomycetes; Pleosporales; Pleosporaceae
Exons: 2
Coding region: 1-603 (200 amino acids)
Biological process (GO): mitochondrial translation
Molecular function (GO): structural constituent of ribosome
Source: RefSeq, a predicted model, not a curated record
AUGAAUCUCUCGAUAUUCCGACCCGUCUUCCGGCCCUACAAAACAACACCGCCAUCACAAUCAACAACCAACAUCUGGCAACGCACCGCACAACAAACAUGUCGGCAACCGCCCAAGCCGCAACGAGCAACCUUUUCCACAACACCGUGCCUGCAGAAGAGGAGUAAAAAAGGCCCCGGAAACGAUCCCAGAAUAACCAACAUCCGCUACCACCUCUCCCACCCCCUCACCCCCCGCCCCCUCCACUUCUCGCGCAACCGCUCCCUCCGCCACUGGACCAUCCACCGCGCCUGGCUCCUCUUCCUACGCAAGCGGCGCUGGGCCGAGGAACGCGAGCUAGAACGCCAAUACAUGGCCAUGCGGUCUGCGUGCGAGCACCUGCGCCUCAUGGACAACAACGGCAACCUCGUCAGCCAGGACGAGGCGGGCGGACAGGGCGCCGAUCCGAGUCGUUUGGGUAGCAAAGGAAGAGAGGUGGGCAGAUUGUAUCGUAGUGCGAUGCUCAAGAGGGGGGUGUGGGGUAGUGUGCCGGUCGAGUAUGGGCGUGUGCAGACGGAUUUUCCGCCGAGGGAGGGGUGGAAUCAUGCGUGGGUUAGGAAUUAG